GGUGGCGGCGGUGAGGAGGUAGCAGUGGUGGCGGCUCUGGAGGCCGCAGUCCGGGUCCUGGCCUCGGCCCCAGUCCCACCAUGGUGACGCUUGCUGAGCUGCUGGUGCUCCUGGCCGCUCUCCUGGCCACGGCCUCGGGCUACUUCGUUAGCAUCGACGCGCAUGCCGAGGAGUGUUUCUUCGAGCGGGUCACCUCGGGCACCAAGAUGGGCCUCAUCUUCGAGGUGGCCGAGGGCGGCUUCCUGGACAUCGACGUGGAGAUUACAGGACCUGAUAAUAAAGGGAUUUACAAAGGAGACCGUGAGUCCAGUGGGAAGUACACAUUUGCUGCUCACAUGGACGGAACAUACAAGUUUUGUUUUAGUAACAGGAUGUCUACCAUGACUCCAAAGAUAGUGAUGUUCACCAUUGACAUAGGGGAGGCUCCGAAAGGACAAGACAUGGAAACAGAAGGUGGUGGAGAUACCUGGGAUGCUCAUCAGAACAAGCUGGAAGAGAUGAUCAACGAGCUGGCAGUGGCAAUGACAGCUGUGAAGCACGAGCAGGAGUACAUGGAGGUCCGGGAGAGGAUACACAGAGCCAUCAACGACAACACAAACAGCAGAGUGGUCCUUUGGUCCUUCUUUGAAGCUCUUGUUCUAGUUGCCAUGACAUUGGGACAGAUCUACUACCUGAAGAGAUUUUUUGAAGUCCGGAGGGUUGUUUAAAAGGCCUUUUCCUUAUGAUCCUAAACUCAUAAUUCACUUGUUUACCAAACACCUUGGUCAUAAUAGUGUCAUUAGUUUCUACAUUUUUAUUUUUGGAACUGUACAUUCACAGCUUAUGUUUCUUUGUGAUUAAUAGAUACUGGGGGAAACCUUUUUAGGAAAGUUAUAGUGAAAAUUUGACAUUUGAUUGGCAUAAAAUUUCUUAUUUGAAUGCUGCCUUCGUUACACAGAUCCUUCCAGAAUUCAGACACUGUAAACAGAAUACAGGAGUCUAGUUUUUUAUUAUGCUUUAUCUUUUUGUUUUCAUUAAAAAAAGUUUGUUCAGGAAUUCGGCAUAAAGCCUGAUAGAACCUUACUACAAUGACUGCAGUCUCUGGACUCCCUCCUCCUGUGGCUCAAGUCAUUAAAGAGUCACUUUGUCCAGCUGUUACAUGAAACGGUGAUUUCCAUCCUGACAUUUUCAGCCCGGUGUAACAGCAGAGUGCUCUGACUUGGGAGUGUGUAGCAGGCUGGCUCCUUUUAUACUUUCCCCUAGUGUGCUUCAGUCUACGACUUGCCCCAACAAACAUUUCCCCCUAAAUUUUUCCAUUGAACCUUAAGACUGAAUCACCCUCCACUUCAACUGGUGACACAAGCAGCGAAACUGACCAUUGUUUUCUGCCUAGCCUAAGAAACCUCUGUUAAGCCAGUUCCCUGGGUGUUUCAGCAAAUGCCAGCUACUCUCUGUGCUGGGACAUCUCUUUUCUCCACUCUUGGCACGUAGGAAAUAUGCAAUCACAUCAUUGGAAAAGUUGGGAUUUCUGAUGCCAAAGGGUUAAAGCCUCUUGGGUUUCUUUGCAGUGAUAAACAGCCACUAUUUUUUCUUCAUUCAGAGCACUGAACACCAGUGUCAGUGUCAGCACCGUGGUUCUUGUUUUUGUUUCUCCCGGGUCUUUCUCUUUUGGGACACGUGAGUUUUGUUUUAUAGAAAAGGAAAAGAUUUCCUUGCUCUCUGAUGAUGGAUUUAAGAUUAAAGGAGCUUCUGGUGGUGUGGGAGUGAUUCAAGAUUAUGUUGUGACUGAUGUAUAUUAGUUACUUGUGCAUUUUUUUUGAUCUUUGCAAGGGGAAAACUGUAAGUAACAAUUUUAUAUAAUUAAUUUAAAUUUGUUACAGGUUUUCAUGUUCAGGACAAUUUUUCAACCUUGGGUGAAAAUACUUGCAAACAGUUUACUAAUAAGGUGACUGUUUCACCUUAGGACAACUGUUGCAUGCCAAUUUUUUUGUGUGGAAACAUCUCCAAAUUGAAUUAAAAUAUGUAAAUUUAAAAUUGGCUGUGUAUCUAAUAUCCCCCAGGUUCAGAAAAUAAACAAUUCUUUUUAAAAACA
Messenger RNA from Heterocephalus glaber (naked mole-rat), 2071 nucleotides. It is a transcript of the gene Tmed2, whose product is annotated as transmembrane p24 trafficking protein 2. Lineage: Eukaryota; Metazoa; Chordata; Mammalia; Rodentia; Bathyergidae. The record is from RefSeq and is a predicted model, not a curated record.